CGCCCCCUCUCCGGCCCGGCCCCGCCCGCGCGCCGCUGCAGACCUGCAUCCUUCCGGACCAGGACCGCUCCCCGCCGGCUGUCCGCAUCCUCCGCCAGCGCCGGUCCCUGGGCAGGUGUGGGUGGAAUGCAUCCUUGGGACAUCUUUGCAUAGCCCCAUUUAGGAAGAAGCUCUGUGAUAUGUGAACUGUGAGUUUGCUCAAACAAGUCCAACUCUUUAUAAGGCAUAGAGGUAGAUGUCAGGGCUGGGAUGGAAGAGCCAGCAGCAAUAGAAGGCCAGGGCCAGCUCCCAAGCCCCCACCAGGGUCCUCUCAGGAAGGCUGUGGCUGCUGCCCUGGCCCUGGAUGGGGAAUCUACAAUGGGGCACAGGAAGAAGAAGAGGAAAGAGUCUCGCCCAGAAUCAAUCAUCAUCUACCGCUCAGACAAUGAGAAAACAGAUGACGAACUCGGGGAAUCAGAAGGUGGAGAUCGGCCUAAAGAGGAGGAGGGAGACGAUUUCCUAGACUAUCCGGUGGAUGAUGAUAUGUGGAAUCUGCCUCUGGACAGCCGUUAUGUCACCUUAACUGGGACCAUCACACGAGGGAAGAAAAAGGGUCAGAUGGUAGACAUCCAUGUCACAUUGACAGAGAAGGAGCUGCAGGAACUGACCAAGCCUAAAGAGUCAUCAAGGGAAAUGACACCUGAAGGAAGAAUGGCCUGCCAGAUGGGAGCCGACCGUGGGCCCCAUGUGGUCCUAUGGACGCUGGUCUGCCUGCCUGUGGUCUUCGUCCUCUCUUUCGUUGUCUCUUUCUACUACGGCACUAUCACCUGGUACAACAUCUUCCUCGUGUAUAAUGAGGAGAGGACCUUCUGGCACAAGAUCUCGUAUUGCCCCUGCCUCAUUCUCUUCUAUCCGGUGCUCAUCAUGGCCAUGGCUUCUUCCCUGGGCCUCUAUGCCGCUGUGGUCCAGCUCUCCUGGUCCUGGGGAGCAUGGUGGCAAGCUGCCCGGGACAUGGAGAAAGGCUUCUGUGGCUGGCUCUGCAGCAAGCUGGGUCUGGAGGACUGUUCUCCCUACAGCAUUGUGGAGCUACUUGAAUCCGACAAUAUCUCAAGCACUCUCUCCAACAAGGAUCCCGUCCAAGAAGUAGAAACGUCCACGGUCUAAACUCCCAACUUACUUUAUUCUCUGGUUCCAGUAGCCUAUACAUAAUCUUAUAAUUCCAGCACAUUCUUUCUUUAAAUUACCCCCUACUCCCCCUCAGUUCUUCUGGGAAACUGUAGUUCAUACUGAUCAGUUUUACCAUCUUGAGGGUUCCAGGAGGGCAGGGAACGGAAGAGCAAUUGCACCAAAGCAGUUCAUCCAAUGGACAAACUCUUCUGAUUCCCUGCCCUAAAAUCACCAUGUAUCUAGGACAAAGAACUCUGCUGUAUGUCAUUUUUGGGAGCCUGAAGAUGUUACUGGUGCCUGGAACUGAGGGGAGUAUGUGACUAAAUGUGUCAGGGAGAAUAAGGAGCCUCAGGGGUGACCGCAUCCACUGAGAUAAUAGGGAUGGAGUGAGACAUUUAGGAAGCUGGGCUAUCACAGUGUAGCAGAAGGUAAAGAUCUGUGUGUAUCAUUUAGAUUUAGCUGCAUAGAAUUAAAAACCUAAAAUAUCAGUGGUUUAAACAAGAUAGAAGUGUAUUCCUGGCCAGGCGCGGUGGCUCACGCCUAUAAUCCCAGCACCUUGGGAGGCCAAGGCAGGACCUCUUGAUCACAAGGUCCUAACCAAUAUGGUGAAACCCCAGUUCCACUAAAGGUACAAAAAUUAGCUGGGCGUGGUGUCACGUGCCUAUAGUCCCAGCUACUUGGGAGUCUGAGGCAGGAGAAUCGCUUAAACCAGGGAGGCGGAGGUUACAGUGAGCCGAGAUCGUGCCACUAUCGUCUAGCCUGGUGACAGAGAAAACUCUGUAUCAAAAAAAAAAAAUUAAAAUUAAAAUAAGUGUAUUUCUUGUACAGAAGCAUCCCAGAGGCAGACCAUCCUAGGACCCUAUGAAGUAAUUCAGGUCCCAGGCUUCUUUUAUUUCUGUACCAUCAGUAGGAUGUGACCCUUCUCACCCUUAUCUGCAACAUCCCAGGGCUGAUUACAUCUUCAGCCGUCACAUCAUGUUUCUGAUAAAAUAGAGGAAGAGGCAGAGAAAGCACACACCCUUCCUGUUCAAGAAGACUUCCCAGAAGUCCCACUCAAUCCUUCUUUUGUCUCAUUGGCAAGACCUCAAUCACCUGAUCUCACAAGCAAGAGGCUGGAAAUGUAGUUGUUUGGCUGGGUAGCUAUAUUCUCAGCUAAAUAUUGGGUUGGUACUAAUUGGAGAGAAAAAUGAAGAAUGGUUAUUUGUUUUUUGUUUUGUUUUUUUGAGAUGGAGUCUCACUCCUGCUGAGGCUGGAGCGCAGUGGCACUACCUCGGCUCACUGCAACCUUUGCCUUCUGGGUUUAGGUGAUUCUCUAGCCUCAGCCUCCCGAGGCGUGUACCACCAUGCCUGGCUAACUUUUAUAUUUUUUUAGUAGAGACAGGGUUUCACCAUGUUGCCCCGACUGGUCUUGAACUUCUGACCUCAAGUAAUCCACCUGUCUCGGCUUCCCAAAAUGCUGGGAUUACAGGCAAAAAUGGUUAUUUUGGUAGGCAAGUCAGAAUCUUUGCCUCACAAUGAUCAUUUAAAUACAUUCAGAAUUCCAAACUGCUAAUAUAGUUUUAUUUAUUUAUUUAUUUAUUUAUUUAUUCAUUCAUUCAUUUAUUUGGGCCUGAAUCUUACACAGAGAAUUUAUAUAUAGAUAUUAGCUAUAUAUAUUUCAUAUAUGCUAUACAUAGAUAUUAGCACCUCACGUAUUUGACAGUUAAACUUCCUUAAUGUCAUGUGAUUUUUUUUUUUUUUUGGAAAGGAAUAGUGGAAGGAGAGUACAAUGUACAAUAGUAGCAUAACUCUUUGUCCUGGUGGUGGAGGUGGAACAGGGGUGGUGAUAUUUAACCUAGAUUAAAGACCAGGAAGGGAGGGAUUGCAUCUGCCAAAGUUUCCUCCAACAGGGAUCAGUAGCUCUAAGGACAAAGAAGCCCGAUUUUGCCUUCUGUUGUUUGGCAGAAGCUCACUCAGAAGUUUACUCCCUCCGACCUUUCUGAAUUUAACAACAGACAUGAUCUUUGCUGUGCUGAGAAACUUGUGUCUUCCUGGCCUGUAGGGAGUGCAAACCAGAUUAAUCCAGAUUAAUAGACUCUGAACUUAAAAAAACAAUCAUUCUAAGGGUGUCCUAAUUUUAAAAGAUCAACUCCUAACAGGUCAGCAGAAUUUGGAGACUUGGGUCCUUAUAAGAAUAGCUGGUGCUCUUUUCUUGUUCAUGUCUAAGAACAAAGCUGUUGAAAAAACUGCAAUGAAUCAAACCAGAGUAGCUGGCCAUGCUCCCCCACAGAGAGCCCGGGGCAUGCGCCUAAUGUAUGGUGCUGAGCUCCACCUUCAGAGGAACUCUUUUUUUUUUUUUUUAAAUAACUAUUAUUAGCUUGCAAGAAAAAAAAGUGCCCAACAGUUUUAAAGUUAACCUUGGUGCUCUAUGGUGCAUUUGCAGAGAUAUUAACAGUUAAAAUGAAGACAAGGAAAAUAAAAAUAAAGUCUGACUAACAUUU
Callithrix jacchus (white-tufted-ear marmoset) is the source of this 3626-nucleotide messenger RNA. RefSeq names its product transmembrane protein 169 (gene TMEM169). NCBI's taxonomy places the organism in Eukaryota, Metazoa, Chordata, Mammalia, Primates, Cebidae. The record is from RefSeq and is a predicted model, not a curated record.